AUGUCAGGGCUCCCACCCCCUACCUCCUCACUCCCUCUCUACAAUGUCCACGAAUCCUCCCGGAAGACCCCUUCCCCUUAUCGCACGAGUUCCAUUGCAUCCUCAUCGGCCACAUCUACAUAUUCGAAACUCAGCCCGCAGGAGGUAGCUGACCGCUUGUCCACCUCGCUCAUCCAUGGCCUAUCCCCAUCGGACGCUGAAGCUCGAUUGCUGCAUGAUGGUCCCAACGAGCUAGCUUCAGAAGACCCAGAACCCCUCUGGUUACGGUUUCUGAAGCAGUUCAAGGAACCGUUGAUAUUGCUGCUGCUGGCUUCUGCAGCCAUUUCCUUCUUCAUAAGCAACUACGAUGACGCAAUCAGCAUUACGCUUGCAGUUACAAUUGUUGUGAGUGUCGGGUUCGUUCAGGAAUAUAGGUCAGAAAAAUCACUGGAGGCAUUGAAUAAGAUGGUACCACAUUAUGCUCAUUUGAUUCGCAAUGUGCCUCACCGUGAUUUCGUCGCAUAUACUACGCCGCAAAGGGCAAGCAACGUCCAUGAGUUGGAGCUGCAGGGGUUGACAAUGAAUGGUACGCCGCAUCCGGUUUCAUCGGCAGAAAAGUCUUCUACAACGGUCUUGGCGGGUCAAUUGGUCCCUGGCGAUUUGGUUUUGUUCUCUACUGGUGAUCGGAUUCCUGCAGAUCUUCGUAUCACAAGCGCAGCCGGUCUUUCCAUCGAUGAAUCUAACCUGACGGGAGAAAAUGAACCUGUCGUCAAAUCUCCAGAGCCGCUGGGAAAUCUACAAAGCGGUCUUCAACCGCCAAAGGAAAAUCUUCGACCCGGCUCUCCUCACUACGAUUCACCAGCUGCUGGAACGGUUGGGACUGAUCUUCGGUUGAAUGAACAACAUAACAUUGCUUUUAUGGGUACACUGGUACGGUCCGGCUAUGGUCAAGGCAUUGUUAUUGCCACUGGGUCUAAUACAGAGUUUGGAAGCAUAUCUGCUUCUCUUCGAGAAAUCGAAAGCCCCCGAACUCCACUUCAGCUCUCAAUGGACCGCCUAGGUCAAGAGCUGAGCUACAUGUCAUUUGCCGUCAUUGGAUUAAUCGUGCUUAUUGGGCUCUUACAGGGCAGAAAUGUGUUGGAUAUGUUCACCAUUGGCGUGUCUUUGGCUGUUGCUGCUAUCCCAGAGGGCCUUCCCAUCAUCGUGACUGUCACACUAGCUCUAGGCGUGUUUCGAAUGGCCAACAGGGGUGCAAUAGUCCGAAGACUACCCAGUGUGGAAACGCUAGGUUCCGUCAAUGUUGUCUGCAGUGAUAAAACGGGCACCUUAACUCUUAACCACAUGACUGUUACAAAAAUGUGGCACUUUGAUUCUGACGCUCCUUUCGAGAUAAACAAAGAUAGCAAGUCGGUGAAUUCCAGUGCUGCGGCGCGAACUAUCCUUCGUGUCGGUAAUAUUGCCAAUAAUGCUCGACUGUCGCGUGCGCAUGCCAAUUCCCCGGCCACUGCUGCCUCAGCAGCAAUAUUAUCGUCGACCGUGGACCAGUCCUCUGGUGCAAUUAGAAGUCGAUGGGUCGGCCAACCGACUGAUGUCGCCAUUUUAGAUUUAUUAGAUAUGUUCGCUGAAGAUGAUAUUCGGGACCGGAUUAGUGCGCGGGUUGCAGAAACUCCUUUCAGCUCUGAGCGAAAAUGGAUGGGCGUGAUCAUUGGCCACAGCAGCCCUCAGUCAGAAAAUGGGUUUGGGAACGGAAACGGUUCCGAAGUUGCGUAUAUUAAAGGUUCUAUAGAGGAAGUUCUCAAACGUUGUGAUACAUAUUUAACUAAAGACGGUCGAGAGGUAAUUUUGGACGAAGCUCGACGCCAAGAAGCGAAGCAAGCAGCUGAAUCAAUGGCAUCGGAAGGUCUGAGGGUUCUUGGUUUCGCGAGUGGUCCGGUUCGAGAUGUAGGGAAAAGUGGUUGUCCAUUUGGCAGUCAAACCGCAAUGCCUGGACUUCUAGAAAAAGCAAGGCCGGUUCGAAACAAUCAAGCAAUUGACGACGCAGUUUACACUGGCCUCGUGUUCUCCGGGCUUGUCGGGAUGAACGAUCCACCCCGGAAGGAUAUCCACAAAGCUAUCCACAGACUCAUGGCGGGUGGAGUCAGAGUCAUUAUGAUUACUGGGGAUGCGGAGACAACGGCUGUAGCUAUUGCAAGGAAACUUGGAAUGCCCGUUAAUCCCUGUCCACAAGUGGGAGAGGUUCUCAGAGGAGAAGACAUUGAGCAUAUGACCACUUCUGAAUUGGCCCAAACCAUUUCCAGGACUUCCAUAUUCGCAAGGACCAGUCCAGACCACAAGAUGAAAAUUGUUCGAGCACUUCAGUCGCGAGGGGAUGUUGUUGCAAUGACAGGUGACGGAGUCAAUGAUGCACCUGCCCUGAAGAAAGCGGAUAUUGGAAUCUCCAUGGGUCUAUUGGGUACAGAUGUCGCCAAGGAAGCUGCAGAUAUGAUUCUGACAGAUGACGAUUUCUCAACGAUUCUAAGGGCGAUUGAGCACGGCAAGGGCAUAUUUUAUAAUAUUCAGAAUUUCAUCACAUUCCAGCUAAGUACCAGUGUUGCGGCGUUGAGUCUUGUGCUAUUCAGUACAAUGCUGGGAUUCAAAAACCCGCUAAAUGCAAUGCAAAUAUUAUGGAUCAAUAUUCUUAUGGAUGGUCCACCCGCCCAAUCCCUCGGUGUCGAACCCGUCGAUCCCUCUAUCAUGAGUCGACCUCCACGCCCCAAACAUGCCCGCGUGCUCACCAAACCCCUCAUCCGCCGCGUCCUGACCUCAGCCAUGCUAAUAAUGCUCGGCACAUUCGCCAUCUACGUGCACCAAAUGUCCGACCACACCGACGAAAUCUCCGGCGCACACUCACGCGUCGUCACCAGCCGCGACACAACAAUGACAUUCACCUGCUUCGUGCUGUUCGACAUGUUCAACGCGCUAACGUGUCGGUCGGAAGCGAAGUCGAUCCUGCGCGGCGAGUUGCCACUUUUUGGAAACAAGAUGUUCAAUUAUGCUGUGUUCGGGUCGCUGGUUGCGCAGGCAUGCGUUAUCUACUUGCCGAUGUUGCAGGGGAUAUUCCAAACGGAGGCGAUUGGAUUUUGGGAUCUGUGUAUUCUGGUUUGCACUUCUAGUACGGUGUUUUGGGUUGAUGAGGGGAGGAAGUUUUUGGAUUGGCAGAAGAGGAAUAGAGGGGUGGGGAUAACGGGGAUUAGGGUUGGUGGGUACAGUGUUAAUGUAUAA
Messenger RNA from Paracoccidioides brasiliensis Pb18, 3240 nucleotides. RefSeq names its product Ca(2+)/Mn(2+)-transporting P-type ATPase PMR1. Bases 1 to 3240 code for a protein of 1079 amino acids. The transcript has 2 exons. Gene Ontology annotation, biological process: calcium ion transmembrane transport; intracellular calcium ion homeostasis; manganese ion transport. Gene Ontology annotation, molecular function: ATP binding; ATP hydrolysis activity; P-type calcium transporter activity. The record is from RefSeq and is a predicted model, not a curated record. Gene Ontology annotation, cellular component: endoplasmic reticulum; plasma membrane; Golgi membrane.